Molecule: messenger RNA, 7339 nt
Organism: Rhipicephalus microplus (southern cattle tick)
Lineage: Eukaryota; Metazoa; Arthropoda; Arachnida; Ixodida; Ixodidae
Gene: Prp8
Product: pre-mRNA processing factor 8
Biological process (GO): spliceosomal tri-snRNP complex assembly; mRNA splicing, via spliceosome
Cellular component (GO): catalytic step 2 spliceosome; U5 snRNP
Molecular function (GO): metallopeptidase activity; U5 snRNA binding; U6 snRNA binding
Source: RefSeq, a predicted model, not a curated record
CUUCUAUGGUGAAAACGUUGUGAUUUCGACACCGGCUUUGUCUUUUCUGCUGAUAGUGUACCAAGUUUUGUCAGAAAGAUCCCAAAACUGCCCAGGAAGCAUGUUUGCAGUGGAGGUAGCACCACGUAAUUGUGAUUGAGUGGUGGUCUCCAGUGAGAAGCAAUGGCGGGACUACCGCCGUACAUGCUGGGCCAGCCAUAUGUGAUGGGCGUGCUGGCCCAGCAGCAGGCCAUGGCAGCUCAGCUGGCUGCCCAAGUUCAUGCACAGAUGCAGCAACAGCAACAGCAGCACCUGCAACAGCAGCAGCUUCAGCAGCAGCGCCAGCAAGAGGCCAUCUCGGAGGAGAAGCUUCAGGAAAAAGCACGCAAGUGGCAGCAGUUGCAGUCCAAGCGGUAUGCUGAAAAGCGCAAGUUUGGCUUUGUGGAUGCACAGAAGGAAGACAUGCCACCGGAGCACAUCCGCAAGAUCAUUCGUGACCACGGUGACAUGAGCAGUCGCAAGUAUCGGCAUGACAAGCGUGUUUACCUGGGAGCGCUGAAGUACAUGCCGCAUGCUGUGCUCAAGCUGAUGGAGAACAUGCCGAUGCCCUGGGAGCAGAUCCGAGAUGUCAAGGUUCUCUACCACAUCACUGGGGCCAUUACUUUUGUGAACGAGAUUCCUUGGGUCAUCGAAUCGGUCUACAUUGCUCAGUGGGGAACUAUGUGGAUCAUGAUGCGUCGAGAGAAGCGGGAUCGGCGACACUUCAAGAGAAUGCGCUUUCCCCCUUUUGAUGACGAGGAACCUCCACUGGACUAUGCCGACAAUGUACUGGAUGUGGAACCUCUUGAGGCCAUCCAGAUGGACUUGGACAAUGAUGAAGACUCGCCUGUCUGCAAAUGGUUCUACGAUCACAAGCCACUAGCAGAAACCAAGCACAUGAACGGUGUGACGUACAGGCAUUGGAACCUGACUCUGCCCCAGAUGGCGACCCUAUACCGCUUGGCCAACCAGCUGCUCACUGAUCUGGUGGAUGACAACUACUUCUACUUGUUUGACCUCAAAUCCUUCUUCACUGCCAAAGCUCUGAACAUGUCCAUUCCGGGAGGUCCAAAGUUUGAACCCCUUAUCAAGGACAUGAACCCAGCGGAUGAAGACUGGAAUGAGUUCAACGACAUCAACAAGAUCAUCAUACGCCAGCCCAUUCGUACUGAGUACAGGAUUGCUUUUCCAUACUUGUACAACAACAUGCCACACUAUGUACAUCUUUCAUGGUAUCACACUCCUAAUGUAGUGUACAUCAAGACUGAAGAUCCUGACCUGCCAGCAUUCUACUUUGACCCUUUGAUAAACCCUAUUGCACAUCGUCAAGGCACCAAGCAAACUGUGGACCCCUUGCCUGAUGACGAGGAAGAGUUCGAGCUGCCAGAGCAUGUGCAGCCUUUCCUUCAGGAUUGCCCCUUGUACACUGACAACACAGCCAAUGGUAUUGCAUUGCUGUGGGCCCCGCGCCCAUUCAACUUGCGCUCAGACCGCACUCGCCGUGCCAUUGACAUUCCUUUGGUGAAGUCCUGGUACCGUGAGCACUGUCCUCCAGGCAUGCCUGUGAAGGUCAGGGUCUCGUACCAGAAGUUGCUCAAGUACUUUGUGCUCAAUGCACUCAAGCACCGGCCCCCCAAGCCACAGAAGAAGAGGUACCUCUUCAGGUCGUUCAAAUCGACCAAGUUCUUCCAGACUACUACAAUUGACUGGGUGGAAGCUGGACUGCAGGUGUGUCGCCAGGGCUACAACAUGCUCAACCUACUGAUUCACCGUAAGAACCUCAACUAUCUCCACCUUGACUACAACUUCAACCUCAAGCCUGUCAAGACACUCACCACCAAGGAGCGCAAGAAGAGUCGCUUUGGCAAUGCAUUCCACUUGUGUCGUGAAAUCCUUCGGCUGACCAAGUUGGUGGUGGACAGCCAUGUGCAGUACCGGCUGAACAAUGUGGAUGCCUUCCAACUGUCCGAUGGCCUGCAGUAUGUGUUCGCCCACGUAGGCCAGCUGACGGGCAUGUACCGCUACAAGUACAAGCUCAUGCGACAGAUCCGCAUGUGCAAGGACCUCAAGCAUCUGGUCUACUAUCGCUUUAACACGGGCCCUGUCGGCAAAGGACCGGGCUGCGGAUUCUGGGCACCUGGUUGGCGUGUGUGGCUGUUCUUCAUGCGAGGCAUCACCCCUCUGCUCGAGCGCUGGCUGGGUAACCUGCUGUCUCGCCAGUUUGAGGGGCGUCACUCUAAAGGAGUGGCCAAGACUGUCACCAAGCAGCGUGUGGAAAGCCACUUUGAUCUGGAGCUCAGGGCAUCGGUGAUGCAUGACAUUCUGGACAUGAUGCCGGAGGGCAUCAAGCAGAACAAAGCCCGUACAAUUCUGCAGCAUCUCUCCGAGGCCUGGCGCUGUUGGAAGGCUAACAUCCCUUGGAAGGUGCCCGGUUUGCCGAUUCCCAUUGAAAACAUGAUUUUGCGCUACGUAAAGAUGAAGGCUGACUGGUGGACCAACACAGCCCACUAUAACCGGGAGCGCAUACGUCGAGGAGCCACUGUGGACAAGACAGUCUGCAAGAAGAACUUGGGCCGGCUCACACGACUCUACCUGAAGGCCGAGCAAGAAAGGCAGCACAACUACUUGAAGGAUGGGCCUUACAUCAGUGCCGAGGAGGCUGUGGCCAUAUACACGACGACAGUGCACUGGCUGGAGAGCCGUCGCUUCUCGCCCAUCCCGUUCCCGCCCCUGUCAUACAAGCAUGACACCAAGCUGCUCAUUUUGGCCCUAGAGAGGCUCAAGGAAGCCUACAGUGUGAAGAGCCGGCUGAAUCAGUCGCAGCGAGAGGAGUUGGGGCUCAUUGAGCAGGCUUACGACAACCCCCACGAAGCACUAUCACGCAUUAAGCGUCACCUGCUCACACAACGAGCUUUCAAGGAGGUGGGCAUAGAGUUUAUGGACCUGUACAGCCACCUGAUUCCCGUGUAUGAUGUGGAACCCCUGGAGAAGAUCACAGAUGCCUACCUGGACCAGUAUCUGUGGUACGAGGCAGACAAGCGGCGUCUCUUUCCUCCCUGGAUCAAGCCUGCCGAUUCAGAGCCUCCACCUCUGCUCGUGUACAAGUGGUGUCAGGGCAUCAACAACCUGCAGGACGUGUGGGACACUGCCGAGGGCGAGUGCAACGUCAUGCUCGAGUCUCGAUUUGAGAAAAUGUAUGAGAAGAUGGACCUGACACUUCUCAAUCGGCUUCUGCGCCUCAUCGUGGACCACAACAUUGCUGACUACAUGACAGCCAAGAACAACGUCAUCAUCAACUACAAGGACAUGAAUCACACGAACUCGUAUGGCAUCAUACGGGGCCUGCAGUUCUCCUCCUUCAUCGUCCAGUACUACGGCCUGGUGCUGGACCUGCUCGUGCUGGGGCUUCAGCGAGCGUCCGAGAUGGCGGGACCCCCGCAAGUGCCCAAUGACUUCCUCUCAUUCCAGGACGUUGCUACAGAGGCGGCACAUCCUGUGCGCCUCUACUCGCGCUACAUUGACCGCAUACACGUAUUCUUCAGGUUUACUGCUGAGGAAGCUAGAGACCUGAUUCAGCGCUACCUGACAGAGCACCCUGACCCAAACAAUGAGAACAUUGUUGGGUACAACAACAAGAAGUGCUGGCCCAGAGAUGCCCGUAUGCGCCUCAUGAAGCAUGAUGUUAACUUGGGUCGUGCAGUGUUUUGGGACAUCAAAAACCGACUGCCGCGGUCAGUGACGACAGUCCAGUGGGAGAGCAGCUUUGUGUCCGUCUAUAGCAAGGACAAUCCCAACUUGCUGUUCAACAUGGGUGGCUUUGAGUGCCGUAUCUUGCCCAAGUGCCGUAUGACCCAUGAGGAGUUCAGCCACAAGGAUGGUGUGUGGAACCUGCAGAAUGAAGUGACCAAGGAAAGAACAGCACAGUGCUUCUUGCGAGUCGAUGAUGAGUCAAUGCAGCGUUUCCACAAUAGAGUCCGACAAAUCCUUAUGGCAUCUGGAUCUACCACUUUCACUAAGAUCGUGAACAAGUGGAACACGGCAUUGAUUGGUCUGAUGACAUACUACCGGGAGGCUGUUGUCAAUACGCAAGAGCUGCUUGACCUGUUGGUGAAGUGUGAGAACAAGAUUCAGACCCGUAUCAAGAUUGGCCUCAACUCUAAGAUGCCCAGCCGCUUCCCACCCGUGGUGUUUUACACCCCCAAGGAGCUGGGUGGCUUAGGCAUGUUGUCUAUGGGCCAUGUGCUCAUCCCACAGUCAGACCUCAGGUGGUCAAAGCAGACGGAUGUGGGCAUCACGCACUUUCGUUCAGGCAUGAGCCAUGAUGAAGACCAAGUGAUUCCAAAUUUGUACCGAUACAUUCAGCCCUGGGAGAGUGAAUUCAUCGAUUCUCAGCGUGUUUGGGCUGAGUAUGCACUGAAACGGCAGGAGGCACUGGCACAGAACAGACGCCUGACGUUAGAGGACUUGGAGGACAGUUGGGACCGUGGCAUUCCACGAAUCAACACGCUUUUCCAGAAAGACCGACAUACACUUGCCUAUGACAAGGGCUGGCGUGUGCGCACGGAUUUCAAGCAAUACCAGGUGCUGAAGCAAAACCCAUUUUGGUGGACGCACCAGAGGCACGAUGGCAAGCUGUGGAACUUGAACAACUACCGAACAGACAUGAUCCAAGCACUGGGCGGUGUGGAAGGCAUCCUGGAGCACACCCUGUUCAAGGGAACAUACUUCCCCACCUGGGAAGGUCUCUUCUGGGAAAAGGCCAGUGGUUUCGAAGAGUCCAUGAAGUACAAGAAGCUUACCAAUGCACAGCGGUCUGGUUUGAACCAGAUUCCCAACAGGCGCUUCACGCUCUGGUGGUCACCCACCAUUAAUCGUGCCAACGUGUACGUAGGCUUCCAGGUGCAGUUGGACCUGACUGGCAUCUUCAUGCAUGGCAAAAUCCCCACGCUCAAGAUCUCGCUCAUCCAGAUAUUCCGAGCUCACCUGUGGCAGAAAAUCCAUGAGAGCAUUGUCAUGGACUUGUGCCAGGUCUUUGACCAAGAGCUAGAUGCCUUGGAAAUUGAGACCGUACAGAAAGAAACAAUCCACCCACGGAAAUCUUACAAGAUGAACAGCUCUUGUGCGGACGUGCUGCUUUUUGCCACUUACAAGUGGAAUGUCUCGCGGCCUUCCCUUUUAGCUGACUCAAAGGACACCAUGGAUGGGACAACAACACAGAAGUAUUGGAUUGAUGUGCAGCUGCGCUGGGGUGACUAUGACUCGCAUGAUGUGGAACGCUAUGCCCGAGCCAAGUUUCUGGACUACACAACUGACAACAUGAGCAUAUACCCUUCGCCCACUGGUGUGCUGAUUGCUAUUGACCUUGCCUACAACUUGCACAGCGCAUAUGGCAAUUGGUUCCCGGGCUGCAAGCCACUCAUCCAGCAGGCCAUGGCCAAGAUCAUGAAGGCCAACCCAGCAUUGUAUGUGCUGCGUGAGCGCAUUCGAAAGGGCCUCCAGCUGUACUCCUCUGAGCCGACUGAGCCUUAUCUCAGCUCUCAGAACUAUGGUGAACUCUUCUCGAACCAGAUAAUCUGGUUUGUGGACGACACCAACGUCUACCGUGUCACCAUCCACAAGACCUUUGAGGGCAACCUCACAACCAAGCCCAUCAAUGGUGCUAUCUUCAUCUUCAACCCACGAACUGGACAACUGUUCUUAAAGAUCAUUCAUACUUCAGUUUGGGCUGGCCAGAAACGCUUGGGACAGCUGGCCAAAUGGAAGACUGCGGAAGAAGUGGCUGCCCUGAUUCGGUCACUGCCAGUAGAAGAGCAGCCCAAGCAGAUCAUUGUCACUCGCAAAGGCAUGCUAGACCCUCUGGAAGUGCACCUGUUGGACUUCCCCAACAUUGUCAUCAAAGGCAGUGAACUGCAGCUUCCUUUCCAGGCAUGCCUCAAAGUUGAGAAGUUUGGCGACCUGAUCUUGAAGGCCACCGAGCCACAGAUGGUGCUUUUUAACCUCUAUGACGAUUGGCUCAAGACUAUCUCCUCUUACACAGCAUUCUCACGUCUCAUCCUCAUCCUGCGAGCCCUCCACGUCAACAAUGAGCGCACCAAGGUGAUCCUCAAGCCGGACAAAACCACCAUAACCGAGCCACACCACAUCUGGCCCACUCUGACCGACGACGAGUGGAUCAAAGUGGAAGUACAGCUGAAGGACCUCAUUCUGGCCGACUAUGGCAAGAAAAACAAUGUAAACGUGGCCUCAUUGACACAAUCCGAGAUUCGAGACAUUAUCCUUGGCAUGGAGAUCUCAGCACCAUCAGCUCAACGCCAACAGAUUGCCGAGAUUGAGAAGCAGACCAAAGAGCAAUCUCAGCUGACAGCCACCACUACCCGUACUGUCAACAAGCACGGUGAUGAGAUAAUCACCUCUACAACCAGCAACUAUGAAACGCAGUCUUUUGCCUCCAAGACUGAAUGGCGUGUACGAGCCAUCUCAGCAACGAACCUUCACCUGCGUACAAACCACAUUUAUGUUUCCUCUGAUGACAUCAAAGAGGCUGGUUACACCUACAUCCUCCCGAAGAACAUUCUUAAGAAGUUCAUAAUCAUAUCAGAUUUAAGGACACAGAUUGCCGGCUACUUGUACGGGGCCAGCCCUGUGGACAACCCACAAGUGAAGGAGAUUCGCUGCAUUGUGGUAGUGCCCCAGUGCGGUAGCCACCAAGGAGUGCAGCUGCCACAGGCACUGCCCCAGCAUGAGCAUUUGCGUGAUCUGGAGCCUUUGGGCUGGCUUCACACUCAGCCCAAUGAACUGCCCCAGCUCUCGCCUCAGGAUGUGACGACUCAUGCACGCAUAAUGGCCGACAACCCCUCAUGGGACGGUGAGAAGACCGUUAUCAUCACUUGCAGCUUCACGCCUGGCUCCUGCUCUCUGACUGCAUACAAACUGACACCAAGUGGCUACGAGUGGGGCCGUCAGAACACAGACCGAGGCAACAACCCAAAGGGCUACUUGCCAUCUCACUAUGAACGGGUCCAAAUGCUGCUCUCGGACCGCUUUCUUGGCUUUUUCAUGGUGCCUGCCCAGGGAUCCUGGAACUACAACUUCAUGGGUGUGCGGCAUGAUCCAAGCAUGAAGUAUGAACUACAACUCGCCAACCCUAAGGAGUUCUACCAUGAAAUUCACAGACCUUCACACUUCCUCAACUUCAGCAGCCUGGAGGAGCCAGACUCUAUUGGCAAUGACAGAGAGGACCUUUACGCUUGAUUUUUUUCAUAGUGUAUGACCAUCAUCACCAUUGUGUAAACAUUAAAGCCUUUUUAAUUAUUGUUUGCAA